This is a messenger RNA of Penicillium samsonianum, 627 nucleotides long. RefSeq lists its product as uncharacterized. The record is from RefSeq and is a predicted model, not a curated record. NCBI's taxonomy places the organism in Eukaryota, Fungi, Ascomycota, Eurotiomycetes, Eurotiales, Aspergillaceae. The transcript is spliced from 2 exons. Bases 1 to 627 code for a protein of 208 amino acids.
AUGCCUCGCCGCAGUCAAUUUCAGCGAAAACUUGCCAAUGGACCUGAAUACGAGGAAGAGAACGAUGUGACCAAGAACCGGAGAACGUACUGCAGUGGCUGCGGGAAAUUCGAGACAUCUAGUCAUCCAUGCUUUCCAACCUGCCGAAAAUGCGGUAAAAAGUUUGCUGGCGGGACUGGAUGCGAGCCUAUGGCCUUUUGUGGUUCCUUCCCUUGCUGCGGUUGCUGCGCCCAAUCUCCCUCUCCUAGCCCAGAGAGUCAUACCAAUCCGGCUCUCGGUAAUCCAGAGCCUGCCCUUAAUGGGGUCGAUUAUCCAGUCUUAAAGAUCACAUUCCCUAACUUGAAAAUCAUUAUGGGCCAACUUUAUGAUUUCCUUCUAUCGGACCGUCCUCUAGAGAUUGACCUGGAUCGCAAGCACUAUCGUGCCGUCUUUAAAGCAUUCCAUAGUCGAGACUCCUUCAUCGAUAUGGUAUAUAACACGGUUCUUCCCGAGAUCAGAGAUCUACAAGACAAAGUGCUUACUGUCGAUCAUCUCCAUAUGAUUCGACAAGAACAAAUCAAGCAACUAGGGAUCUGGGAUAGCCCCCAUGGUGGAUACCUGGAUUUUGUUACAAGUCGACUUGUUUAA